Cololabis saira (Pacific saury) is the source of this 1236-nucleotide messenger RNA. RefSeq lists its product as uncharacterized. Lineage: Eukaryota; Metazoa; Chordata; Actinopteri; Beloniformes; Belonidae. The record is from RefSeq and is a predicted model, not a curated record. The transcript is spliced from 2 exons. The coding region runs from base 1 to 1236 and encodes 411 amino acids.
AUGUCUGGAGCCGCCCCUGGUACCGGCCCCCAACCAGCCCCUGGUACCGGCCCCCACCCAACCAGCCCCUGGAACCGGGCCCCCACCCAACCAGCCCCUGGUACCGGCCCCCCAACCAGCCCCUGGUACCGGCCCCCACCCAACCAGCCCCCUGGUACCGGCCCCCAACCAGCCCCUGGUACCGGCCCCCACCCAACCAGCCCCUGGUACCGGGCCCCAAUCAGCCCCUGGUACCGGCCCCCACCCAACCAGCCCCUGGAACCGGGCCCCCACCCAACCAGCCCCUGGUACCGGCCCCCAACCAGCCCCUGGUACCGGCCCCCACCCAACCAGCCCCUGGUACCGGCCCCCACCCAACCAGCCCCUGGUACCAGCCCCCACCCACCCAGCCCCUGGUACCGGCCCCCCACCCAACCAGCCCCUGGUACCGGGCCCCCAACCAGCCCCUGGUACCGGCCCCCCACCAGCCCCUGGUACCGGCCCCCCACCAGCCCCUGGUACCGGCCCCCACCCAACCAGCCCCUGGUACCGGCCCCCCACCAGCCCCUGGUACCGGGCCCCCCAACCAGCCCCUGGUACCGGCCCCCAACCAGCCCCUGGUACCGGCCCCCCCACCAGCCCCUGGUACCGGCCCCCAACCAGCCCCUGGUACCGGGCCCCCAACCAGCCCCUGGUACCGGGCCCCCAACCAGCCCCUGGUACCAGGCCCCCAACCAGCCCCUGGUACCGGCCCCCCCACCCAACCAGCCCCUGGUACCAGGCCCCCCAACCAGCCCCUGGUACCAGGCCCCCAACCAGCCCCUGGUACCAGCCCCCCAACCAGCCCCCUGGUACUGGGCCCCACCCAACCAGCCCCUGGUACUGGGCCCCCAACCAGCCCCUGGUACUGGGCCCCCAACCAGCCCCUGGUACCGGCCCCCUAACCAGCCCCUGGUACCGGCCCCCAACCAGCCCCUGGUACCGGCCCCCCACCAGGCCCUGGUACCGGCCCCCACCCAACCAGCCCCUGGUACCGGCCCCCCACCCAACCAGCCCCCUGGUACCGGCCCCCACCCAACCAGCCCCUGGUACCGGCCCCCAACCAGCCCCUGGUACCGGCCCCCACCCAACCAGCCCCUGGUACCGGCCCCCACCCAACCAGCCCCUGGUACCGGCCCCCACCCAACCAGCCCCUGGUACCGGGCCCCACCCAACCAGCAGACCUGGACAGAACCCCCCAUGCACAUCACCACAUGA